AUGGCUCGUCUUCCCCCCGCCGAGAAGCUCCCUCUUGCUGUCCGCAAGAACAUCCGGGAUGGCUGGGAGAAUAAGAAGGAGGAGUGGGAGAAGAAGCUCUCAGAUCUCCUUGGAGAAUCAUGGACCAUCGACAUUGACCCCAAGGCCCUGUACCCUUAUGCCGAGGCAGACUCGUGGGCAUCCACUUCUCUUGGUGACUGCAUCAAUGGUUACGUUGAGGGCGUCGAGUAUCAGAUGAGAUACUUUAUCGACUCCAACGGAGGAGAUGGCCCCAAGGCCGAGAUCAACAACAUCUGCUCGGCCCACGUCCUCACCAUGGACUUUGACGAGGAAAACACCGUCUCCUACUGCGGCCCCAAGGUGACUGACGAUGGCAAGCUCGUCAUCCUCUUCACCCAGGGCAACCUGGGCACAAACACCAGCUACGCCGCCGAGAGCGGCAAGCUCAUCAAGGCCCUCAACGAGGGUCCCACCGGCGACAGGCCCAUGAGCUACAUCGCCCGCGCCUCCAUCAGGAACGACUACGAGAAGGAGCUCCCCGAGGUCCAGAAGAAGCUCAACAAGAUCUUUGGCAAGGACGUCGCCAUCGUGCCCAACUUUGAGGACAACUUUAACAAGCUCAAGGCUGACUCCAACGCCCAGGAUGGCUGGGAGGACAUCUUUGGUCGAACUCACCUGUCGUACCUGCAGGGUCUGGUCUCUGACCUUGAGUACCAGAAGUUUGACCAGGACGAGAUGCUCCAGGAGGGUCUCGUCGAGGCUGUGGAGGAGAGCGCUGUUCACGUCCGUGUCGUGAGCGAGCUAAAGAGAUCUUAUAACGAGACUGUCAUUGAGGGUGGCAUUCUCUAUCUUCAGACCAUCCCCAAGGACUUUGGCGUCAACGCCCACAGUAUCGCCAACGAGCUGAUCAACCUCCUGUAA
Messenger RNA from Fusarium keratoplasticum, 921 nucleotides. RefSeq lists its product as uncharacterized. Bases 1 to 921 code for a protein of 306 amino acids. The record is from RefSeq and is a predicted model, not a curated record. Lineage: Eukaryota; Fungi; Ascomycota; Sordariomycetes; Hypocreales; Nectriaceae. The transcript has 4 exons.